UUGAGCUUUUGUGGUUCUUCUUUACCAAAGCAGGCUCCAAUAGAUUUUGAUGACGAAAGUAGCUGGGAGUAUCUAUUCAAGGAUUACUAUAUAGAUCUCAAAUCGAAGCUAUCCCUCUCUUCAGUUGAAGUUGCAGGGGCUAAGCAUCCAUGGAAGGGCAGUAAACAAGAAUCGCCUGAGGAACAGAUUGAUGCUGAUUAUGAUGGACGAUCUGGUUCAGAUAACUCUAUUGAGAGCCAGAAAACCGGUAAAUCUAAGAGAAGAAAACUUAAGAAACGAUCAAAAUCCCUCACCGAAGAAGUGGAAUCCAUUGGUGUAGGUGUGUCAGCUGGCAAUGAGAACAUUUCUUCAUCAGAGGACACUGAAUGGGCUACAAAAGAGCUUCUUGAAUUUGUUUCACAUAUGAGAAAUGGUGAUGUAUCUGUGCUAUCUCAGUUUGAUGUACAAGCUCUUUUGCUUGAAUAUAUCAAAAGACACAAACUUCGUGAUCCUCGCCGGAAAAGUCAAAUUAUCUGUGAUUCAAGGCUUGGAAAUCUAUUUGGAAAACCACGAGUUGGGCAUUUUGAAAUGUUAAAACUUCUUGAAUCUCAUUUUCCUUUGAAAAAGGAUAAGCCAGAUGAAGUUCAAGGGACUGUUGUUGGCACUGAAAGUAACCUGGUGGAGGUCGAUGACAAUGCUGACACCCAAGCUAGGGGGUUCAAAGGUAGGAAAAGCAAAACACCCAAGAAAGGUGACAGAAAGGGACCUCAGUCAAAUCUCGAGGAUUAUGCGGCCAUUGAAACGCACAACAUUAGCUUAAUUUACCUGCGUCGUAAGUUGAUGGAGGACCUACUCGAAGAUGUUGAGAAGUUUCAUGAUAAAGUUGUUGGAGCUUUCGUGAGAAUAAGAAUUUCUGGUAGUAGUCAAAAGCAAGACUUGUACAGACUAGUGCAAAUUGUAGGCACAAGCAAAGCUGUGGAGCCAUAUAAAAUUGGCAAAAAAAAUUGUGAUUCAAUGCUGGAGAUAUUAAAUCUAGACAAGGCGGAGGUCAUU
Molecule: messenger RNA, 1032 nt
Organism: Olea europaea var. sylvestris
Lineage: Eukaryota; Viridiplantae; Streptophyta; Magnoliopsida; Lamiales; Oleaceae
Product: zinc finger CCCH domain-containing protein 19-like
Exons: 2
Molecular function (GO): DNA binding
Source: RefSeq, a predicted model, not a curated record